Messenger RNA from Clunio marinus, 2979 nucleotides. The record is from the annotation of a GenBank genome assembly. NCBI's taxonomy places the organism in Eukaryota, Metazoa, Arthropoda, Insecta, Diptera, Chironomidae.
AGUACCCCCUGUGUGCAAACGUGCCUAGACAGUCAAAUAAAAUAAAUAUUUUAAUUUCCGAUAACACAAGUCCUUAAUGUCGAAAUUCACUUGCUUAUCGUGUUCCGUUCUUUUUAAAGAUGGAGAUACGCAAAGAGCGCACUUCACAAGUGACUGGCAUCGUUACAAUCUUAAAAGAAAAGUUUCUGAAUUGCCACCUGUAACAGCAGAGGAAUUCCAAAGUCGUGUUCUUCAAGCAAGAAGUGCUGAGGAAGAAUCCCUUCAAGAUCAGUCGCUGUUUUGUAAAGCAUGCAAAAAGGUAUGCCGUGAUUUCAUUUGUCUGUGGUGCAAUGAAAAAGGUCGAACAUUUUACUCGAUACAAGCAGUAAGACAACACAUGAUCGAAAAAGGCCAUACUAAAAUGUUACACGAAGGAGCAGCACUUGCUGAAUAUGUUGAUUUCUAUGACUACAGUUCAAGCUACCCUGAUCAUGAUGAUUCGAAAGAUUUAGAUGAAGAGGUGCAAGCGCCAGUUCUUGAAGGUGAUGAAUAUCAGUUAGUUCUACCUUCUGGUAACGUUAUUGGACAUCGAUCACUAAUGAGAUAUUACAAGCAAAGAAUUAAUCCGAACCGCGCUGUCGUUCUUAAAAAAUCUGAUAAACGUUUACAUCAUGUGCUUGCUCAAUAUCGUGCAUUAGGUUGGACAGUGACACAACAAGAGCAGGUGUCAAGAAAAGCUAGAGAUAUCCAUAUGAUGAAGCGAGUGCAGGCGAAAUUGUAUAUGCAAGUUGGAUAUAAAGCUAACAAACUUCAACAACAUUUUAGAGCUCAAAUGAAUAAGCAAAUGAAUGGAUUUAAAAAUCUUAAUUUAAAUUUGUUUAAAACUAGGAUUAUUGAUGAGAAACUAUCGAAAAAUUCAAUAACUUCUAUGAACAUUGAAUUGAUGACUGCAGAAAAGCGUUGUUUACACCACGAGAAGACAAUUAACACUUUAAGUAAUUUGUGUAAAGAGCUAAGAGACGAAAAUGUUUUACUUAAGCAGCAAUCUCAGACAAUGAGACAGCCUGAGAGACCAUCAUUGUUUAGAUCUAGUCUUGGAUCAAAUAAUGAAAUGCCAACGCCAUUGGAAAAUAUAUUUCAACAAAUGGAUUCUCCUUUUAAAUUAUCACCAUCUGUAGUGACGCCACUAAGUUCACCAGUAAAACCACUCCCUCCCCCUCAACUACCCCAACCUUCACCUCGAGAAACUCUUCCAGUAGUACCUACAAUGGCACAGAUUAUUGCCCAAGGUAUUGCCAAUUCAGGAUCUGCUGAAAAACCUAAAAGUCCUCGUGCUGAAAAUAAAAUGCAGAGUGAAGAUCAAACAGCUCUUAUGAAUAUUAAAUCGAAGCCAAAUCAAGCAGCAUCGAGUAGUGCAAAUGGCGGUUCGAAAAUGCCAGAAACUUCUCAACCGAAGAGAACUGAAACACAAGAGCAUAUAAGUAAAAUUGUGGUUGUUGACGUACCUCCAAAAUCAAAGGAAAAGAAAGAUACUUCAGAGAAAACUCGCUCGGUCAUGGUUGGAGGUAUAACAACUGAAACAGAAGCAGAGAUAAAAAAGUAUUUCAGCAAAUAUGGAAAGAUUUUAAAUGUAUAUGUACCAACUCUUCAACGAGAGUUAAAAGCGCCGAAUGAGUACAAAUAUCUUUUCCUUAAAUUUGACGAUUACGAAGAUGCUAAGGAAGCUAUUGCUGAGAGUCCACAUGUUGUUAAAACAAAUUUAUUGUUUGCAAAGAAAGGGAAAAAUUUAUCCCACAGCAGAUCACGCUCAUAUGAUAGAGACAGAAGACACCGUUCACGUUCACCAUUGCCAUCGUCAUCAAAAUCUAAAAUGUCUGAACGAGUUCAUGUAUCUGAAGCAGAUUUAGAAGGAAAAUCAGCAGAAGAAAUUGAAAUGAUGAAAACGAUGGGCUUUUGCGGCUUUGAUACGACAAAAGGAAAGAAAGUCGAUGGAAAUAAUGUUGGAGAGGUUCAUGUUAUCCUCAAACGAAAAUAUCGUCAAUAUAUGAAUCGCAAAGGAGGCUUCAAUCGGCCAUUAGAUUUCGUUGCUUAAGAGAUUCAAGAUCAUCAUUAAUUACUUUAUUGAUUUAGUUCGUAAGUUUCAAGAAUUUUCUCAUUGCGGGAACCAAAAAACUAAAAAAUAUCCAAAGUUUCUAUGAUGGUAUAUUUGAAAGUCACCAAAAAAUUUCGAACGUUCACAAACUUACCAAAUUUUCUUACACAAUUUCAUAAAUUCAUUCACAUACAGUACAAUAGUCUUUUUCAUUAAACGGGUCACUAAGUAAUUACCUUUCUCGCUUUUCUAUAUUUGUUCGUCAUCAGAAAAAUGUUGCUGAACGUAAUAUAGAUUAAAGGCAGAUGUGAUUGCAAAAAAUUAACUUACCACACAAUAUACAAUAGUUUUCCUUCUUCAUAUACACAAACACACACUCACAUCCACACAAAUGCAAUAGUCAGGGAUUUACUGGAUUUUCUUUGGGUUUUCAUUUGACUGAAAUAUUUUAAAAAAACCAACUCAAAAUCAACAACUUGCCUUAAAUGUUUAAUAAGAAAAAUGUUCAGUGAAACUACAAAGAAAUCCAGUAAUGAUGAAAAUAUUUCGUUUAUUAUCUGUUGAUAAAUUUAUAACAUUUUUACCAUAUACACAACAAUAGUUCUAAAAAAUUUAAUGCUCUAAUAUACCUCACAUGACCAUGAAAUAUUUAAACUUUGGAUAAUGAAAAUAUCUUCAGUGAUUCACUGUUAAGAGAAAAAUAUAAUUUAAUCUUCAACCAUAAUUUUUAAAUUUAAUCCAAAAGAUUUUUUGUCAGCGUUCAUUUAGAUAACUAUUUGGAAAGAGAAAUGAAAAUGUAAAAAAAAACUGUAAAUGAAAAACUGCUUUGGAAAAAAUACAAAUUUGUUUUGAUAACUUAUUUACGCAUCUUAUUUAAUUAGCGUAUUGAAGCUCCAUGUCCUGACACA